AAGACCAACCGUUGUAUGGCUUUUCCCUUGGGCUUCACCUCCUUCGCAUCAGAAACAGUCUACACACCUUCCAUCCUUCUGAAGCUGUCAUCAUUUACCAGCAUCAACAUGAGAGCUAUUGUAUUGCUGUGUCUGCUGCAUGCAGCUUUUGGUCAGGAUAAACCAUUUUCCUGGAAUGGACCUGUCCGCACAGGACCGAAUGCAGACCCUGAUCAAAGCAGUGCAUGUCUUGUGGACCAGGCGUCAUGUGGCUGCUGUCUGAUGCAGAAACAGGUACAGAGGAUGGAGUGGUUCUUUAACAUCACCCAUGAAGAAAUGAAAAAGGAGCUGACAAAAUCAAAGAUGGCCCUCGACAACAUGAGAGCCAGCCGCAGUGCCUUCUCUGUGGCUCUAAACAAUGACAAAAGUUUGAACUGCUAUGGCCCCUUCACUAAUGACAAGCUCAUCGUCUACAAACAUGCUUUCAUCAACCUGGGAGAUGGCUACAAUGUGCAGACCGGUAUCUUCACCGUUCCCCGCUCUGGUGUCUACAGCCUCACUGUCACCAUCUACGCCACUGGUAGCACCCUGGCCACCUGCGCCAACCUGCAGGUUAACGGCCAGGUGGUGUCUGCGCUCCUGGAACAAAAUGGCCAGGACCUUGAAGACAGUGCCACUGUUGUUGUGGCCAUGAAACUGAAGGCUGGCGACCAGGUGGCUGUCAACCUGCCCAAAGGAUGUUUCGUCUGUGAUAACAGCAGCCACUAUAACACUUUCACUGGUUUCCUGCUGUAUGCUACUGACUAAGUUAGGGAAAUGUAGCUGUUCUGGGCUUUGUACCAACUGACAGUUUCUGAUGAAAUCUUUCUGUGAUGACAGUCAUGACUAGUAGCGCGUAAUCUCUGUCUGAUAUUUUGUACUAUCACCCAUCCCAACACAAUACUGUCAUCCUGAUUUUGUUUGUUUUAUUCCAUCAUCGUUCACUAUUCUUCCUGAGAUCAUGAUCAAUAUGAUCUAUUGAGGGAAGCUAGGUUUUUGAUCCACAUUAAAACACACCUUUUAUAUCUUUUUCAUGUCACACUGUUUAAGUAACCGCUGUUAAUCUUGAACUACUGAAAUGAUGUGAUGUAAAUUGUGAUAGAAAUGUGAAUUAAAAAUUGCUGUACCUGAAACUUACAAACAAAAUAAAACACACUUUUAAACAGA
Molecule: messenger RNA, 1185 nt
Organism: Siniperca chuatsi (mandarin fish)
Lineage: Eukaryota; Metazoa; Chordata; Actinopteri; Centrarchiformes; Sinipercidae
Product: complement C1q-like protein 2
Exons: 5
Coding region: 16-786 (256 amino acids)
Molecular function (GO): protein binding
Source: RefSeq, a predicted model, not a curated record